AUCUGAGAGCCCACCUAUCAUCUGUUGGCGAUAGGUGGCACUGUAGCGCUCUUUCCCACUGAAGGAACCGAUACAGAGGAAGAAAACUUUCCCGGAAGAUGAGAGAAAAGGGAAGUUAUAUUAUAAGUUAAUAGUCAUUUUUGUUUUAUGAUGGAAACCUGUGUCAUGACAAAACCUUUGGAGAAUGCAGAUGUCUUUCUCCCGUUAUCUUCUUUGCGCUUGUUGAUUCCACCGCUGAGGCUGGUCUCUGCGGCCAUGUGGCAAGUAGCGCAACGAAGAGAUGUCUUGGAUUAUGAGAAGUUGGAGGAGUUUGUCACCCUUGUUACAGCUACUGUUCCAGAUCUGCUGAAUGAGAAACAGAGGGCCACGCUCCUUUUGAGGCUUCGGACGAGGGUGAUACUGGAAUUGUGUGCCGCUGACCAGACAGCUGAUAUCCAGAUUGUCCAACCCCACCUGGACAGAAUUCACCCACCUGGACACACAGGGAGUGGAGAUGCUGAGGUGGAUGCAGAGGAGGCCAUUUUUCUGGAGCUCAUCCAGACUUUGCUGAAAGACCCAGCGGAGAGAGAACAUUUCUUCAGGGUGGUGUUUCCGGCUGAAUAUGGGGACACCUAUGACACAGAUAUGCAACUACUGGUGUGGGAGUUCCUCUCUAAACUGGAGAAGCUAUUGCCAGUACCAGACCUCGGACAGACAGUGUCAUGGCUCAGCUCUGCUCCCUCUGUCCUGGAUGAGUGUUUGCAGGCCCUCUCUCAACCAGAGGACUUGAAAUCCCUGCUGCAACACCACAAAUGUCUUGAGAAUUUGGGCACUCAGAGUCACACCAUUGAGAUGUCUUCCCAGGUCUUCGCCUGCUCCCAGUGCCCGUUCUUUCACAUGCAGGAGUCCUACCUCCUCGAGCACAUAGAACGAAAUCACCCGGAGGAGUACUGCAAGCUUCAGAAAGCUGAAGAGAAGCAAGCCCCACCGCGGAAGAAGUUCCCCCGUCCUGAAUUCCCUAAGCCUUUCCCGAUUCACCCCAGUCCAGAACCCGGGGCGCACUCGUGCCACGAGUGCGGAAAGACCUUCACGCGCUCGUCGGACGUGACCAGGCACCAGCGCAUACACACGGGCGAGCGUCCGUACACCUGCAAGGAGUGCGACAAGGGUUUCAAAAACUCCUGGGAUCUGACAAGGCAUGAGCGGAUACACACCGGGGAACGGCCCUACCGCUGCCCACAGUGUGGCAAGGGGUUCACCCAGCUGGGCCUACUGACGCUGCACUUCACGAGGACGCCUUGUGGCCGGGGCGCCGAUUCGCAGUCGGCGGCGCAGCCAGAGGAGCCAAGCGGCGAGGCGAACGGGCAGUACAGGUGCCAGAAAUGUGGGGCUUGCUUUUACACCAUACUGGAGCGACUGAAGCACCGGCAGACACACGCGGUGAAGCGCCAGUACAAGUGCUCCCAGUGCGAGAAGGUCUACGGCCGCCCGUCGGACCUGAGGAGGCACCAGAUGAAGCACACCGGCGAGAGGCCUUUCCCCUGUGCCGAGUGCGGCAAGGGCUUCACUCACGUGUGGCUGCUGAACAAACACCGGCAGGUCCACACCAAGGAGCGGCCGUAUCCCUGUCUGGAGUGUGGCAAAAGCUUCACACAGUUACAGAUACUGAACAGGCACAAGCUGAUUCACAACGGGCAGAGGCCUUUCCAGUGCUCCUUCUGCGAGAAGAGCUUCACUCAGCUGGCCGGCCUGACCAGGCACGAGAGAAUACACACGGGAGAGAGACCGUACCUCUGCGCUGUUUGUCACAAGGCCUUCCUUACGCAUGGGGAGCUGGUCAGACAUCAGCGGAGCCACAGUGAUUUUAGGCCGUACUCCUGCCAUCUGUGUCCGAAGAGCUUCAAAACCAGACGUGCCCAGAGUGAACACCUGAACACCCACACAGGGGAGCGGCCGUUCUCGUGCACGCACUGUGGGAAGACGUUUGCCAAGUCUACUUCAAUCGUAAGACACAACCUGAUGCACACAGGGGAGAGGCCACACCAGUGCGCUCAGUGUGGGAAGACCUUCCUUACCUCUGGCGAGCUACUCCUCCACAGACGGAUACACACCGGGGAGAGACCGUACCCCUGCUCAUCGUGUGAACGGAGAUUUAGGUGUUCGUCAGACCUGACCAUGCAUCUCCGGACACACACCGGAGAGCGCCCGUACUCCUGUUUGCUGUGCAAAAAGUGCUUCUCCACAUCGACGCGGCUCAAAAGGCACUUGCGCACACACAUAGGGAAGAGUGUGUAAUAAAGGACAGAUGCCUUGUAAUUAGCUAUUUGAAAUAUUGUCAUGUACAGUACAUUAAUUUAUUUUUGUCAUGUUUAUGGGCUACAUUUAUGAUGGAAAUUAUUUAGGAUUAAUCCAAUAAAACAGGUGGUAAAAUUAACUCAUGAUUAACUUAAAACAAAUGUCCUAAAUGGAUUUUUUUUUUAAAUGUAUAACCCUAUAAUAACUGGGUCAGACCUUCUCACAGCUUUGUCACUUUUCAGGAUUAGAAGUGUGUGGGCAUGUAAUGACACAUUGUACAUUGAAGACACCGCAUAAACUUUGCUGUGGCGGGUUUGAAUGAAUCCCAGCUAAUAUCAAUGUAUUUUAUUUGGAGAAACAGCCUUGUAACAACCCUCUUACUAGACAAAAAUAAUGGAUGCAACGAUUCCCAAUACCAUAGACGGAGCUAUGGAUGCUGUGACUGAACAUCCCUUAAAAUAUCACCCUGUUUAGAGGGAAUAAAAUGUUUAACAUACCUAGUUCACAACAUUGGAAUAAAAUAAGCUUAUACAUUA
Messenger RNA from Esox lucius (northern pike), 2810 nucleotides. Its product is annotated as zinc finger protein 2 homolog. Bases 148 to 2274 code for a protein of 708 amino acids. The transcript has 7 exons. Gene Ontology annotation, biological process: regulation of transcription by RNA polymerase II. The record is from RefSeq and is a predicted model, not a curated record. Gene Ontology annotation, molecular function: DNA-binding transcription factor activity; RNA polymerase II cis-regulatory region sequence-specific DNA binding. Lineage: Eukaryota; Metazoa; Chordata; Actinopteri; Esociformes; Esocidae.